Spea bombifrons (plains spadefoot toad) is the source of this 2537-nucleotide messenger RNA. RefSeq names its product zinc finger protein 445-like. The transcript has 2 exons. Bases 29 to 2131 code for a protein of 700 amino acids. Lineage: Eukaryota; Metazoa; Chordata; Amphibia; Anura; Pelobatidae. The record is from RefSeq and is a predicted model, not a curated record.
AGGUGAUCAGAAUUCCUGAUUUCUAGGUAUGGACGCCACCCUUGGCUUUGAAGUUGGUGCUGAAAUCGAACUCAAGGAGGGUGUUCUGGAGGGGCCGUCACCGUUGAAAGUGGAGAAUACGCAGAACCUGUCAGGUUGGCACGAUAUGCAUUUCCUGGACGAAUUGAGUAGCGAUGAUGAUUUGGAACAGAAGCCUGUUCUUAUCUCUGGUGGUGGAAGUGAAAACGUGAAGCCAUAUGAGUCUUCAUCCACUGAAGCUAUGAUCCAGAACAAUGAAAGAAGACCAGUAAACAGGGAGAUUGACAUGUUUUCAGUAUCUGGUGGUCUACCCAGUGGGUUACAUUUAUACAGAGCCCAAUUAGAUGGUCAACCUGGGCUCUGGAAUACCCCAUACAACAAUGUUCCUCGUAGACAGAUUGAGGCCUAUGUAUUCCAGAACUCAGCCUUGGACCAGGUGCCUUCAAACUUGUGCAGUGGCUUUCCAGAAACGAACUGGCCGCAGGACAUGAAGCACUUGUUUGCUCCGAAUUUCAGUUAUUACAAUGUCAACACCAAUUUUAGCGGCUGCGUAAAGCCCUCAAUGGGAAGUCACACGUGUUCGCGAUGUGGACGUCAUUUCCGACGCUUGUGCAACCUAGAGAAACACUUGUGUUUGAAGAGAGCCAUGGGCUUCCCUUCCAAAAAUGGGAAGACUCUUGUGCAAGUUACCCCUAGUGCUAAAAGCAAAAUGGAAGUCAGUGGGCAACAAAAGAGUCAUGAACCCAACAAUGAUAUCCCGGAACAAAUGCAUGUCCAGGCUAAGAAAGACUUUCAAGCAAUACAACAGUAUUACAUCGAUAGACCCCAACAGGUGUCUAACAUUCAGCCGGUAUACACCAUUUUAAAUAGUGAACCACCGCCAGUCACUCUACUGAGAACUCAGCAGUUCCAUGCUGUCUCUACGAAGUAUGAACCAUGGAGAAUAAGAAAACCAUGUAAACCACCCAACCCUCUCCGCUUCAAAUGUGACAAAUGCGAGCGUUUGUUUAGACGCAAGUACAACCUAGACAUACACAUUUGCUUUUAUAAGGACCCUAAAUUCUCUAUGCUAAAGACUCUAGGUGCCUCUUCUGACCCAGACAGAACAACUCAGCUGGCACGUUCCGUGGAACGAGGUCAAGAUGGAAAGCAAGCAGAAGGCUGUGUUUCGAUUAGGUUAGGCCAGCGAUCCUGCCCAAGAUUAAAACAAGGUACAAAUGCGCAUAAGAUGACGGCAAAAGGAACGUUGUCAAGUGGUAGUGAUGUUUCCACCAAAAUGCCAAUGUUAUAUACCCUUGGAAGAGAAAGUGCUGCGACAGGGGCAAUAGAAGAGACUAAGGAUCCUUCACAGAUGGAGAAAUCACAAAGUAGUCAUACUGAAGGAAAGAGCGAUGGAAGGAGGUUCCACUCUUGCGAAGAGUGUGGCCGUACAUUUCGUCUUACGGACGCGCUCAUCCGACAUCAAAAUGGUCACAAGAAGAAGAAGUUUUUCUUCAGAAGUAAGGAAGAAAAAAACGAUGAAGGCUCUAAGAAUAAAACCUUGUACCAUCUAGAUAUUGAGAGUUCAGUGAUGGCAAAGAAAGCUGAAGUCAAUGCCAAAGUAGAAGGACAGUUAGGUCAACAUACUUUACCUAAAGGUGAUUGGGAUGGUCAACUCUGUGAUACGAAGAGCAAGCUUUCCGUCCGUCUCCCAUUGUCCAUGUCACACGCGUUUUUGGAACACGUCUCCAGACGAUCGCAGCUGUCGAGUUGUUGUCGAGAUUGUGGUGCUUAUUUCACACGAUCCUGGCAGCUUAAACGGCACCAGCGCAAGAAGAGCGCGCACCAAGGUGGCACACUGAAAAAGUAUAAAUGCGACUGCGGUCGAAACCUCGUUGGACCUUUGCACUUCCUUCGCCAUCAGUUACAGCACUUAGGCGACACGGCAUUCAUAUGUUCUGUGUGCGGACGCACUCUUCGUGGUUACUGUCAGCUCCGCGCCCACAGCUGGCGCCAUCCACUUGUAUCACGUUUCAAGUGCAAAUGUGGAGCAGCGUUCACCCGGCUACCUCGAUACCUGUGGCAUUCAUUGGCGAACAGCAAAGCUAACAGAGCAAAAAGACUGGAAGCUUAAGCUUUUAGGUCCCUUGAUAGAUGUGUGUGUGUGAAAGAGUUAAAUCUGAGCACUAAAGAGCGAUUCCUUUCCAUUUUUAUCAUGGAACAGUAGAGGGCACCAUAUACAAGGGUUACACGAUGACACAACUGGAAAACUGUUCUCUGGACACAAAUUACCUUCUAGAAUGUUUCUGGAAUUGGAUGUGAGCUAUUGACGAAAAAACCCGGAAAAUCAUAAUAGCGUGUGUGGCCUUAAAACAAAAGCCCGAAGCCGGCGUUGUGAUGUGACUUGGUGCUCUUGUGGUACCGGACUUUCUGCAUGUACUGUACGGUCUGUUCUUUUUCUGUAGGAUGGACAUAUUUAAGCUACCGGUUAUCAUCAUCCAACACAACUGUAAAUGUAAUAAAGGAUCUGGUUACUAUUU